UCUUCUUCAUUUCUUCCACAGAUUUGUUUCUUUGGAGAGGGACAGCAACAAUGGCGUCGUCUUCCGAUUCUACUCCUACGGCAUUCUCUGGCUUCUUCACAUGCUUCGCUCUCAUCUUCUUCAUUCUAUCGCCACUCGUUCACGCGCACUCUUCGGCUUCUGCUCCCGCUCCCGCUCCCGCUAGCGACGGGACCUCCAUAGACCAGGGGAUUGCGUACGUGUUGAUGCUGAUGGCGUUGGUUCUCACAUAUCUCAUCCAUCCUCUCGAUGCAUCUUCCUACCAAUUUUUUCUGAAUUGAGUUCUAGGAUUGUAGCAAUGUUGGCGCUGUUUUUCGGAUUUUUGAAGAUGCGGUUAGUGGAUAAACCAUGAAGUAAGGUCAACUUUCUUGCUCUCGUUGUGAUAAAUGUAGGGUUGAAGAGGAAUUUUCAUGUUGAGUUUGCCAGAUUUUGAUCCAUUCUUUUAUUUAUUGAUUGUUUAAUCCAUUA
This is a messenger RNA of Cucurbita pepo subsp. pepo (vegetable marrow), 486 nucleotides long. Its product is annotated as arabinogalactan protein 41. NCBI's taxonomy places the organism in Eukaryota, Viridiplantae, Streptophyta, Magnoliopsida, Cucurbitales, Cucurbitaceae. The record is from RefSeq and is a predicted model, not a curated record.